This is a messenger RNA of Haplochromis burtoni (Burton's mouthbrooder), 3877 nucleotides long. RefSeq names its product RNA binding motif protein 39a (gene rbm39a). The transcript has 15 exons. Lineage: Eukaryota; Metazoa; Chordata; Actinopteri; Cichliformes; Cichlidae. Gene Ontology annotation, cellular component: nucleus. Gene Ontology annotation, molecular function: RNA binding. Bases 1122 to 2636 code for a protein of 504 amino acids. Gene Ontology annotation, biological process: mRNA processing. The record is from RefSeq and is a predicted model, not a curated record.
UUGGCUGGCGUGAGACGCUUAUGAGGUCAUGAAAUGGUGAUGUCACAUAAAAGGUCAUGAGGCGUCGAAUAGAAUCUGUGUUUUCCGUUAAAAGACUUGAAUGACUGAAGAAAGAAGAAAUGUGAGCUCUCUGCCAGCCUCUCACCCUCACCUGUCCAGCUCCAUGACAGGUGGUGAUCAGCUGAAAGGUGUCAAGGAACGGUCAUUCACUGACCUUUGACCCCAGGCCUUCAGGUACAUGAUUGGACCUGAAUGCCUGUGUUUGAAUGAAGUUCACACUCUGAGUUUUUACGUGCUUUGAUGAAAUGCUGCCAUACCUGUGCGUUGCAGGUGACUUUUCUGUUUCUAAUAAAGGUGAACACACCUGAAUCUGCCUGUUUGUUGUGACUUCUGUAUCACUGCACCACAGCACACUCAUCAUUUCCACACAGCGAUGGUUUGUUUGAAGGGUUUUAUGUUCUGACCGUGCAGAUCAAAGGACAUAGAACCUCUUCGAGAACUCACGUGAGAACAGGUGUGACUGAGUGUCUUUAAGUCUUCAUCGUGAUGAUGAUGAAAGCAGGUUCCCUCUGCUCUGCGGCUCCAUCAUGGAGCUCAUUUGAAUCUUUUCUUUUGGUAUUCAUCCUUUCAUUUCCAUUCACAUGUUUUGUGAUCAUGAGAGAUUGUUGCAGCUCUUCCACAUGUGGAUACUGUUGAAAGGGAGCUGACGUCGUCAUAUUUUUGGAUUGGGUAGCCUAGAAACGGAUGGAAAUAAUAAAGACAUUUUUAUAGUACUUUAGUAUUUUGAAUUCUUGGCUGCGGUGUUUGUGAACGGCAGAUUCAGGGAGGCGUGUCCCGAGCAAAAGGUGUCGCCCUCUGAUUGGCUGUUUAUUAACGUGGUCAAAGUCAAACUGCUUCAGUUUGUCUCACAGUUUUUAGUUUCUGUAACUCCGAGGCUGUUUUGUUUUGAUCUCGCUGUAUCCAGAUCUCGCGAGAACACUAGCCCUCCCGUCGUUCGCCAUUAUAGCUAAGAGAAGCGUCCCCCGGACGAGCACCGGAGAGGCUCCGUUACCCGGACACAGACACGUUUUGCUCGCUGACACCCGCCGAGCCACUCUGCAUCCAGGUGCGCAGGUAGCAAGAUGGCAGAUGACCUGGACAUCGAGGCGAUGCUGGAGGCGCCAUACAAGAAGGAGGACGCCAAAAUCUCGAGCCCCAACGGACAGGACGAGCACUCCAAGAGGAAGAAACGCAGCCGCAGUCGCAGCUGCGACAGGAAGCGCAGCCGGAGUCGAGACAGGAAGAGGAGCCGGAGUCGGGAGCGCAAACGUAGCCGCAGCCGAGACAGGCGGAGGAGUCGUAGCCGCAGCAGAGAGCACCGCCGCAGCAGAGAGCGCGGUGGGCGCUACAGAGACCACCACAAGCACCGGCGGCGGUCGAGGAGUAAGAGUCCCGUCAGGAAGGAGAAGAGUCCAAUCAGGCAGCCCAUCGAUAACCUGACGCCCGAGGAGCGAGACGCCCGCACGGUGUUCUGCAUGCAGCUCGCCGCCCGCAUCCGCCCCCGAGACCUGGAGGAGUUCUUCUCUGCGGUGGGGAAGGUUCGGGACGUCAGGAUGAUCUCAGACAGGAACUCCCGCAGGUCAAAGGGCAUCGCCUACAUCGAGUUCGUGGAGGCAAGUUCAGUUCCUCUGGCCAUUGGGCUGACGGGACAAAGGCUGCUGGGAGUUCCCAUCAUUGUACAGGCCUCACAGGCAGAGAAGAACCGAGCUGCUGCUGCUGCUGCUGCUGCCAACAACCUGCAAAAAGGGACAUCUGGACCGAUGAGGCUGUACGUCGGCUCGCUGCACUUCAACAUCACCGAGGAGAUGCUGCGAGGGAUCUUUGAGCCAUUUGGACGGAUUGAGAGCAUCCAGUUGAUGAUGGACAGCGAGACGGGGCGCUCCAAAGGAUACGGCUUCAUCACCUUUGCAGAUGCAGAGUGCGCCAAGAACGCUCUGGAGCAGCUGAACGGCUUCGAGUUAGCUGGGAGACCCAUGAAAGUGGGUCACGUGACCGAGCGGACCGACAUCUCCAUGGCGUCUUCCCUCCUUGACAGCGAUGAGCUGGAACACACCGGCAUCGACCUGGGAACCACCGGGAGGCUGCAGCUCAUGGCCCGCCUGGCUGAGGGUACUGGUCUGCAGAUCCCUCCUGCUGCUCAGCAGGCUCUGCAGAUGAGUGGGGCUAUUGCCAUCGGAGCCAUGGCUGCAGUGACAGCGGCCAUGAACCCGACUCUCAACAUGAACAUGAACUCUCCUGCUCUGAACCUCCCGUCUCAGCCGCUGGCCACGCACUGCUUCCAGCUGUCCAACAUGUUUAACCCCAGCAGUGAGGAGGCUCCUGGGUGGGAGCUGGACAUCCAGCAUGACGUCAUAGAGGAGUGUAACAAACAUGGCGGCAUUGUUCACAUUUACGUUGACAAAAACUCCACUGAGGGAAACGUCUAUGUCAAGUGUCCUUCGAUCCCAGCCGCCAUGGCUGCCGUCAACGCCCUGCACGGGAGAUUCUUUGCUGGUAAAAUGAUCACCGCGGCGUACGUGCCCCUGCCCACCUACCACAACCUGUUCCCGGAGUCUGUCACUGCGACGCAGCUGCUGGCCCCACCCCCACGCCGAUGACUCGUUGUCAAUGCUGCCCUCUGAUUGGACACUGUAAUUCAGAGCCCAGCCCUGUCCUGCUGGUCGUCACACAUGCUCAGUGUGGUUCCCGAGGUCAGAGGUCGGCAGCCGUUUGUUUGAUACAAACAUGUUGCCCAGUCUCGAUUGGCUGGUUCCCCACGCCACCGUUUCUUCCUGUUGUAGAGUCUCUGUGCGGCCACACCCCCAAGUAUCGUCCAGUGAUUGAGCUCUGUGAGCUGCGAGGGUGUGGCCUGAUGACAUGAUUGGUUUGCAGUUUAAAUGUUUUUGUAAACGAGUUUCAUUUUGUAAAAAUUGUUGAUUAAAUUUUAUUUUCUGUCACUCUGAGCUGUGGCGUCUGAUUCUGACGGGCACACGCCCGAUCUGAUUGGCUGUGAGCAGAGCAGGUCAUUCAGGAGCAGGUCACAGUAUUCAGAUUACAGUGUGUCAGUGACUAUGGUCUGUAUUUACCUAGAUAUCAGAAUUUGCAGUGUCACCAUAACUAACACGGGUCUCUCAUUGGACACUGGACUUUAGGUCCUCUCGUGCUGGUUCAAUAAAACAUUGAUGUCUAAGCUUCUCCACAAAGUCCAGAACAUGAUCUCCAUCAGCCAGGAGGGAGCAUCCACACCUGCCCGCUCUGGGUGGAAGGAUUAUUCCGGACUGCGCGGCAAGCUGGGCAGCUCCACCCCUCCUCUUCCUCAGGGAGUUGCACUGUUUAAAUGUAACCCGAGCUUCCUGCUGCGAGCACCUGAAAUCAAAAGAGCUGCCAUGGAGGGAUUUUUAUCUUUUCACUCAGUGAGACUGAGGAAGGAAGUAGAAAAUUAAUGGUUAUUUCAUGGCUUCUCCACUAAUGAUGAAGCUUCUUUUGGCAGAUACACUGAGCAAAAAUAUAAAUGCAUCACUUUUGUUUUUGCUCCCAUUUUUCAUGAGCUGAACUCUAAGUUCUGAAACAUUUUCUACAAACACAAAAGACUCAUUACUCUCAUAUCGUUCGCUGAGAUAACCCAUUCCACCGCACACGUGUGCCUUAGACCCCCCCACACUAAAAGGCUGACAUGUGUAGUUUGGAUCUGUACACAAUGGAAGCUGCAAACUUCCAAGUUCUUGCACGGCCAGCAGACUCACCGGACACGUCACCCAUCGAGCAUGGGCACUGCUAGCAUCAUGGACAGGUUUUUUACGGGGCUCCCACACAAACGCAAAGCAGGAGAGGAAGGAUCGCCAAAUAUGUUUCCAAACCA